GUUUUAUUCACAUUUGGCUUUAGGGCUCAAUGACAGUUUAUGCUAAUUCCAAUGUUAAUCAUUUUAUGAUUUUUAAUUAAUUUAAUUGUAUAAUGGUGUAGAAAAUGCAUAUUUAUCUCCUUAGAGCAAGUAAGAAUCCUGUCCCUUUUUUAAAGAUCUUGUCUAUCCUCCGUCUUUAUUAAUGUCACCAGUUUGAACUGGUUAUCUGUAGAAAAGACACCUGUCCACACCCUUAAUGACCAGUCAGACUGCAACUUCUCUACCAUGACCAAAGAGCUGUCAAAGGACACCAGGGGACAAAGCAGUUGAUCUGAACAAGAUUGAGAUGAAGCAGUCUGCAAUAAACAAGCAGUUUGGAAAGAGAUUGCUUUUUGGAGCAAUUAUUAGACAAUGAAAUAUCACUGAAAGUUUCCCUGCUUCUGGAUUUUGCAAAAUCUCACCUGGUGGGAAUGUAUGAUCUUGUGAAUGGUGAGGAAACUGCCCAGAACUACACGGGGGAACUAGUCACUGACCUGAAUAGAGCUAAGACCACAAUAAUAAAAUGUAUUAUACCAACAUGGUCAUGGAUUCAAAUCCUGUAAUGCUAUAUAGGGCCUCCUGCUUAAGGCAGCACAUGCAUGUCGGGGCACAUCUAAAGUUCUUCAGAGAACAACUGGGUGAUCCAGAGGAGAAUUGGAAGAAGGUCAUGUGAUCAAAUGAGAACUUUUGGUAUAAACGCCACUAAAGCAUGGGUGUGGAAACAUCAUGAUUUGGCGCUAAUUUUCUAGAAAAAGGACAGGAAUAUUGAUUCGUAUUCAGGAAAAGAUGAAUGGGAUGGUGAGAUUUUAGACAAAAUCUCCCGAUCAUUGACAGCAUUGAUGAGGAAACAUGUCUGGAUCUUCCAGAAGAACAGCGAUCAUAAACACCUCGCCUUUGGCAACAAAGGAGUGGCUACAUAAAAAGCCUUUCAAGAUUCUGGAGUGAGUCUAGUCAGUCUCUGGACCUCAGUCCAUCAGAGACUCUGUGGAGGAAGUUUAAACUCCAUGUUGCCCAGCACUGUUCCAAAACAUCACAGCUCUAGAGAAGAUCUGCAUGGGGGAAUGGACCAAAAUAGAAACUACAGUGCAAACCUGGUGAAGAUCAAAUAUUUGACUUCUGUCAUUGCCAAGGGGGUUACAUGGUAAACAAGGUUCAUCAGUGACAAACAUCACAGACUUAUUAUCAGUUUUAGGCUGGACAACCUAGAAAAUCUAUAACUGACAGAUUUUUUUUAGCAGAUUUACAGUUAAGCUUGAUGUUAAUAAUGACCCAUAUAGAUGUUAUUGCUAAAAUAAGUUUAAAGAUCAAUGUAUUUUUUUUUUUUUUUAGCUUUCCCCAGUGACUCACUCAAGGUGCAGUUUCUAUGGGAUACUGUCAUUUCAAAGUCAAUGUCUGCAACACAGAGGGUUUUUGUGUGAAGACAGACAAUACAGCUCUUAAAGCAGCCUUGCCAUGAGGGAAAAGAGGUGAUGGGACAAUGGAGGGGAAACCAUUUACUCUUCCAUGUGACAGUAUAAAGUCCCUCCUUGAGUUGUAUCAGUGUUACUUGAAGAGUCUAAAGCGGGUAACCCGUUCAAGAGCCAUGAAGAUCCUCUGAUGAACCACAAAUGAAAGGUGUUACUUGUCAGCCUCUCACCAUGGCUUCAUUCAGUGCACUAUUAUUGGUGUUGCCUGUAGCUUUAGCGUGUUCUCCCCAAAAAGCAGACUACGUGGUCGUUUCUUGUUUUCCCAACACUAUCAUCGCCAACGUCCCAGAGUGUCCGUACGGUUGGGAGCUGGAGCAGCUGUCCCUGGGUGGUGUCUGCUACACUGGAAUACACAGUCCAGGUUACUACCGCUUCAUUAUCCCAGACCUGACGCCCAAAAACCACUCGUACUGUGGCACACAGUCUGAGUACAUGCCUGGUAAAGAUCCCAAGUACAUCUUCUAUAACUCUAUCGUCUCAAACGACACUUCCCUGACGGUCAGAAACCAACCAGUCAACUACACCUUCAGCUGCAUGUACAGAGCCGCCUACCUGGUGAACAACGCCGUCUUCAGCCAAAGAGUGGCUACAGUUUAUGUCAACAAUGGGAGUUUAGGCACUUUUAGGUCACAGUUAUCUAUGAACGUGUUCACGAAUUCAAAGUUCCUCUAUGCGAAAGAUGCUCCUUACAUCAUUGAUACUUCUGAGAUUGGCUCUGAGGUUUUUAUUGGAAUUGAGGCAAAGGGUCUAAGCAACAGAUUCAAGGUUGUGAUAAACAACUGUUGGGCAACUCCAACUCCUUAUCCUACAGACAGGAAGCGGUGGAGCCUCAUCAUCAACAGUUGCCCUGCAGACAACACGGUGACGGUUUUUGAUAACGCCAAAGACAGCCACUCUACGUUCAAGUUCAACUCUUUCCGUUUCCAACGUUUGGAGAAAGUGUCCACGGUGUGGCUCCACUGUGAGGUCCAGAUCUGUGACGGAGAGAGGCUCGUCUGUGAACCGAGUCCGUGUUCCUCCAGAAGCCUGACAGAGGUUGAUCUGAGUGGGGGGAUUCUGACAGCUGAGUUUCAGAUUAAAGCAGGUCGAAGCUCUUCUAACAAAGGACAGGUACCAGGAACCUCCCUGUUCAUGCUGCUGCUGGUGCUGAUGAACGUGUGCUGUGAUCUAAAGGCUGGACUGUAGUGAACAAGUCCUAUCUACAAACAUGGAGGGGAGGGCCACCCAAAGACUCAGGGAGUGUCAAAACAUUCGUACCCCCUCAUUCAAGUGGCUGAUCUAUUCCUACAAUGUCACACAGCUUUUAUGUAGCAGAUUUAUUAACCUUCUUGAAUUAUACAAGUACUUGAUUUUAAUUUUGACAUUAAUAAAAAUCAUUAAAGAUGGUAAAGUAAGAAUAGCCUGCUUGUAGUUUUCAUAAAUAAACGUUUUAAAAUCAGAGUGAAUGUUGGAAAAGUUAAUUAUUUAUUCCACAAUUACAGUUUGUUGGGACAUUGACUGCAAAGUUUAAAGUUGCUUUCUUUUUUUUUUUUUAGCUUUAAAAUAUAAAAUUUAUUUUAAGUCCUAUAAAUGUAUGUACAUCCUUUGUCUAAACUAAUAUAUCUUUUAAGAGAUGUGUUACACUAGCACAAUGACACAGAUGUAUUUUUCUCAAAAAAAUGAACACAUUUACGUCAAUGAGAGACAAAGAAAUAUAAGAUUGCGUCAUAACCCUUUUAGCAAAUUGCCUAUUUCAAAUAUUGAUUGCAAAAUUACACCAAUUUAUAUGGAAAUGUGUGGUACUGCUUGAAUUAAGAAUGUGUAACAAUGCAACUACUUGAUUUCUUGAAAAAAAUAUUAGAGUAAAAUUAGAAAAACUAGAACUUUCUGAAACAGUCCAACCACAGUGAGAGUGUACCUGAAGUUUGUAUUUUGUCUCUUUAAACCCUGAAGUGACAAACCUUUCGUUCGGUUUACUAUCUUUUAAAUAUGCACGGUCGUCAUCGAUGAUUUUGAGCGGAUGCUCUGGGCCUUGGAGUCUGCAGCUUUGAUGCUUCCUGUCAUCUUUUGUGGAAAUGUGGAAAAGGAAAAAGAAUCAAUAAAACAGACAUUUCAAUUCA
Messenger RNA from Oryzias melastigma (Indian medaka), 3583 nucleotides. RefSeq names its product tectorin beta (gene tectb). The record is from RefSeq and is a predicted model, not a curated record. NCBI's taxonomy places the organism in Eukaryota, Metazoa, Chordata, Actinopteri, Beloniformes, Adrianichthyidae. Bases 1626 to 2669 code for a protein of 347 amino acids. The transcript has 11 exons. Gene Ontology annotation, cellular component: cell surface.